Messenger RNA from Zea mays, 468 nucleotides. Its product is annotated as 40S ribosomal subunit protein S21. Lineage: Eukaryota; Viridiplantae; Streptophyta; Magnoliopsida; Poales; Poaceae. Gene Ontology annotation, biological process: translation. Gene Ontology annotation, cellular component: ribosome. Gene Ontology annotation, molecular function: structural constituent of ribosome. The record is from RefSeq and is marked validated.
AGUUGCUCUUGUGGUAGUUCCCCCAACUGUCACCAUGCAGAAUGAGGAGGGUAAGACUGUGGACCUCUAUGUCCCCAGGAAGUGCUCGGCCACAAACAGGAUCAUCACUGCCAAGGACCAUGCCUCUGUCCAGAUCAACAUUGGCCACUUGGAUGCGAAUGGCUUGUAUGAUGGUCACUUCACAACAUUUGCUCUCUCUAGGUUUGUCCGUGCUCAGGGCGAUGCAGACAGCUCCUUGGACAGGCUGUGGCAGAAGAAGGCUGAUAUCAAGCAGUAGAUUUUACAUCUAGUUUACCAAGAAUUGGACACUGCCUUAGCUAUGUUUUGAACUCAUGUCACUAUAUGCAAUGUUGUGAUUUUAGCUGGUACCUUAAAUCUGAAGAUUCCAUAGUUUGAUGUGUGGUGUUCGUUUAAUUCCCUUGUACAACCCCAUUUAGUAUCAUUGUGAUGAUUUUGGAUUCAAUUUUG